AUGACAGAAAUAAACUAAUAUGAAACGAUUAUAAUGAUUCUAAAAAAUCUGAACAAUCCAAAGUUUGCUUCAUAAUACGAGUAACAACUUAAUCGCCUCCCCUUCUUUAGCUUUUACAAAUAGGUUUUAAAAACGAAUACAUUCACGCAAAGUGCCUCUAAGUAUAUCUAACUUCUGUAUUUGAAAAAAGGAUAAGUCUAUAAGCAUUAGAGUAAAAUGGAAAUAUAUUAAUAGCUGACUCAAUUGAAAGUGUAAUAAUAUUGCUUGAAGGGAGCUUGUCUUUGAUUAAAAAUGAUCAAAAGAAACAAAAACUUGUAAAGAAAGUAAAACCACCAGAUCAUCUAUUUUAAGCAGAAAUCUAUAAGAAGACAGAGGGUUCAAUGUAACAUUCAUCUAAUUCCAAGAAAAUAUAUUAUAGUGAUCUAAUCUUAUUAUAGAAUGUAUUCUUGCAAGAUCAAGUACUAAAAAAGGAAGAAAUGGGCUCGAUAUAGGAAAUGCGUAAUUCAAGAGUUAGUAGACAGCGAGUUCACAUAUCUGAAAGAUUUGGAGUUAAUCAUCUAGAACUUCUACAUUCCAUUAUAAGGAAUUUUGACAGAAGCUUAAUCUAAAUAAUUAUUCAGAAAUUUGAAACAAAUAUAUUUACUGAAUAAACAAUUUUUAUUUGAAAUCUCAGGUAUUUUCACAUGCUUAUUAAACUAGAAAGAUUCAGCAAUUUUAAUUAGCAUACUUGUUUUGGCAAGAUAUUUGAUAAGUAUGUCCAAUUUUUUAAAAUAUACUUUGAAUACACUUCUGGUUUCUCAAUAGAAGUUGUUUCAACUUUAAGAAAUGAGAUUCCAAAAUUGAAUGAUUUUAUUUUAGAAUUGGAGGAAGCAGAUAUUUUUAAAGGAGGCAAUCUAGAAUCAUAUCUUAUCAAACCAGUGUAAAGAUUGCCCAAAUAUGUCCUUUUACUUAAGGAUUUGAUCAAACACACUUGGUAAUCUCAUCCAGAUUAUGAGUCUCUUCAAGUGAGUGUCAAUAAAUUCAUAGAAGUCAAUUACAAAAUUGAUAUUUUGAUGGAUAAGUAAGAUUAACAAUUUAUUUAGUGUACUCAAGAAUCAAAUGCUCUUCGAAUUGUAGAAACAAUUUUUUGAUUAAAUCAAUGUAUCCAUUGUAGAAUCGACUAGAAAAUAUGUUCAAAGUGAAACCAUUAAUGUGCUUGUCUCAAAAUAAUAGAAGUCAGUUAUUGUGUAUAUUUGCAAUGACAUGAUAAUCCUUACCUAGAGAAAUCAAAAUGCUUUAGUUAAAUAACACGAAAAAUUGUAUGAAUAUCUUUACCUUAAUGAGAAAUCUUAUUGCAAAAACAAACCUGAAACUCAAUAUUGCAAAUUCUUAUUUACGGUUUCCUCUUAGGAACAAUCUAUAACAUUCAUUUGUUAGGAUGCUGAACAAAAAUAGAAGUUACUAACCUUAUGUGAAUCCUUAAUUAAUGACAUCAAGAUGAAGUAUCAAAAGUUGGAAAUUGUUUAAGAGUAUGAUGUCUAACCCAUAUAAGUAUUCGCCAAGGGUACGGAAUUAAGAAAGUCCAUCCUUAAAUCAUAUACAGUUUAUGUGAUGAUUGUAAAUAUAGAAUUCACAAUAGAUUUCCACAGGAGCUUAAAAUUUAACACUACUAACCAGAUACAGUAGUUUAAUAAAAUUGGAACAAUUAUUAAGAAAGCAAUACCCAGAAAUUUAAAUUCCACAUUUAAGUAAGAAUUAAUGGGCCAGCAACAAAAAAACCCAACUAAUAGAAGCCAGGAAAAUCAUUAUUGAAAACUUCCUUGAAGCUGUUCUGAAUUCUUCUCUUAUCAAAUAACAUCCAGAAUAAGUACUGAAAUAUCUAGAAUUGCCCCCUUCAUUUUACUAGACAAUUAAACCUAUUCCUUGUUAGACAUAGCCAGAAAGAGAAAGUUUAAGAAAAAUAAUGAAAUGCUCUUCGUUUAAUUCAGACGACAUAUCACUUAGUGAGACAUUGAGAUUUGUAAGAAAUUCCAAUACAUUAAGAUAAACAAUGCAUCACAAAAGUUUAAAAGUUAGCAAUCAAACUAUCAAUAUUAAAGUAUCAUCUCCUUCUAUACUAUUAGUUAAUGUUCUUAAAUGAACUUUAUAUCUUUUUACCAAUCAGUCCUGAAUUAAGAGUAGCUGAUCUAAUAGAGAUGGCAGCUGAAGUUAUUAAUUUAUAAAGUUUCGAAGAUUUUAAAUUCUUCUUAAUUAAUGGCUAAGAGGUUAGAAUGCUUGACGACUAGGAGUGCAUUCCUCAAAUUGAAUUAAAUAAAUCAUUUUCUGAAGGCAUUGUCUCAAGGAUUUCUUUCAUAAUCAAAGAACGAGAAAAGUAAGAGACUAAAUUGUUACUCAAAAAAUACUUAUAUUUACCUCCAAAGCAAGAGCAAAAAGACUAUUAAUCAGAUCCAGUAAGACUUAAUUUAAUGAGUCAUCAAGCAUUUGACGAUAUCAAAAAUAUGAAGUUUAAGCUCACCUUCUCAUAAUAUUGCGUGUAUUCCAUCUACUAUCUAAUCAUUAAGCAUUAUGAACAUUUCAAACAUGUAAUGAUAAUUAGUAAUGUUUAGACUUUUACGAAGCAAUCUUUGCCCAUCCAUAUGGUAAAGUAAUUGAUUCCUGAAAAAAUUUAUAAACAAGAGAAAGAGAAAACUUGGGUCUCUGAAAUAUAUACAGCCAUUGGAGUUGUAAAGUAGGAAAUCGAAUACAUAAUUAAAUAACAUGAUAAGAAUUUACAAGGAAUAAAAACACACGAAUAGUAGUUCUAAUACAUCGCUGAAUUGCUUUUUAUGGAAUCUCUCCAAUAAAACUAAUUCUAUGGGCUCCAAAAUUUUAAUAUUGAAAUUCCAAAUGCAAGCAAAGACAUAUUACAAAAGUUUAUAUUAUUAUUUUACUUAGAUUACUCAAGUCUCAACUGGAAACCUACUCUAUUUUAGGAGUUAAAUUCGAUCGAUUUCUUAUUAUACAGAAUAUGGAAGUAAAAAUGGAAAUCUUGCUUAAGGACAUUGUGAAUCCUUAACCAUUUCCUUUUUAUUUUCAGUUUCAAUUGCAGUAGAUUCAAGAUGAAAACAUUGUAUUGAAAACUCCAAGUGGUUUAGAAAUAUAGAAACUUUAUGAACUUUACUCAAAUAUCUCCACUACUGUUAUGAUGUGA
Molecule: messenger RNA, 3169 nt
Organism: Paramecium octaurelia
Lineage: Eukaryota; Ciliophora; Oligohymenophorea; Peniculida; Parameciidae
Source: the annotation of a GenBank genome assembly